UCAACACACUCAUGGGAACGGCGAAAUGGAGCAGGAUGGGGUGGGAUGGAGGAGCAGAGGAUUCUGCAAGAGGGGCAGGAGUAAACUAAAGUGGGGAGUGGUGUGAGAGUGUGUAGAGUGAUGGAGGAGGGAGGGAGUGCACACAGGGGGUCUGUGUGUUCAGGUUAAUGGAGGGGCAUGAGCACUCAGAUGGGGAUGAAGGGAAUGUGAUGGCACAUGGAGUGGAAGGGAAGCACUCCUGGGGCAUGUGGGGAGGGGCAGUGUGGGCACUGGUGAAGUCAGGGGGGCUGAGCCAUCCCUGGGAUGUUAAAACAGUGUGAACUGAUGGGCACAGAGGGGUGGGGACACCUGAGCACUUGGUGGGAUGGUGGUUGGAGUCUGGCUGUGCACAAGUGGUCUCUGAAGGGCUGUGGAACCCAAACAGAGAGUUCUGAGGGGCUGGAGCAGGGUCUGAGGGCUGGAGGGAAUGGAGUGUAAGCGUGAGGGUGGACUGUGGUUAAAGGGCUGAGGGUGGGACCCACCUGCAGCUGUCCGCAGGCAGCCCUGGUGCAUUCCUGGUGCCCAGCACUGAACCCUCACAGCAAUGCUCAGAGCCAUGCCAGGAAAAUCCCAGGGAACUGCAGGAGCCUCCGGCUGCCCCUGGCAACAGUGUUGUGUGCUGCUGCCAUCUCCCAGCUCCUCCACAGGCCCCGGGGCGAGGAGGAGCCACCGGCCAAGAUGGACUCGGACCUGGAGGAGCAGGACCUGGAGGAGCAUUUGUGCGCGGCUUUCCAGGACAAGCUACGGCUGCUGCUCCAUGCUGAGCUCCGUGCAGCCCAUGGCAAGAUGGUGCCAGCGCGGGAUGCAGCCACUCUGAUGCCCUCCACUCGCGUGCUGCUGAAGAGGCGGGAGGUGGCAGAGGUGGAGCAGGAGCUGCAGAGCCAGCGGGAGGAGUUUCGGCAGAGGAUGGAGCACCUGGCGCAGCGCCGGGAGCAGCUGGCCCAGAGGGAAGAGGAGCUGCGGGAUGUCGCCCUCAAAUUCGACGCCUUCCUGAAGGCUGUGGCGGCGAGGCGGGAGAAGAGGGCAGGUGAGGAGCGGGCGUGGGCGGUGGCCCAGGGGGCCGAGGCCGCCCGCCUGCACCGGGAGCUCGAGGGGCUCCUGCAGCACAGGGAGCGCCUGGCCCGGCGCCUGCGGAGCCUCCGCCGCUUCGGGGACUACCUGCGGGACGCGCUGGCCAGCAUGGGGCAGUUCCAGGAUGUGCCAGACAUGCUGGCGCAUUUUGGGGUGCUGGCGGAGGCACGGGCAGCCCUGGCACAGGAGGCAGAAGCUGGGCAGGAACGGCUGGCCCAGGGCAGGGCACAGCUCCAGCGGUACCAGGAGGAGAUGAGCACUGAGCUCCUGAGCACCAACAAUGAGCUGGCCCAGCUCCGCACACGCCUGGAGGCCGCCCGCCAAGACGUGCUCCAGUGGGAGUCCUGCUGGGCCCGUGUCCAGAGCACAGCCACUCAGAAGACCCUGCUGCUGGGGCAGAUCAAGCUGGCCGUGCUGAACCUCUUCCAGCUCUCCACUGCAUGGCUCAGGAUCCCCAUGGAUGUGGCCCUGGAGGACACCGAGGCCCAGUUGGACAUGUUGCUGCUCUGCCUGCGGGACCUGACUGACAUCUGUGCCAUCAGCAGGCACCCAGUGCGCCACAGGGGUGCCAGGCUGUCUUGGAGCCAGGAAUAGCCCCUGGGAACACCUGGCUGCUCCCAGGGCUAGGGAGAGGCUGCCAGGGCCAGUGUGGAGACACAGGACCCCUGGGGAUGGAGGUUACUCUCUGACAAGUCUGGGAACUCCACGACGAGAGGCAACGUGGACGGCUGUGGCACAGGCACACUGGAGUGGCACUGCUCUGGGGCAGGAACAGGGAGCUGCUGUUGGUAUCUCCAAAGGUGUCUCCCAUCAAAAUACAUCCCAGCUGUGGAGAUGCAGGACUCACUUGUU
This is a messenger RNA of Lepidothrix coronata (blue-crowned manakin), 1962 nucleotides long. RefSeq names its product cilia and flagella associated protein 73 (gene CFAP73). Gene Ontology annotation, biological process: spermatid development. Lineage: Eukaryota; Metazoa; Chordata; Aves; Passeriformes; Pipridae. The record is from RefSeq and is a predicted model, not a curated record. The transcript is spliced from 7 exons. Bases 718 to 1704 code for a protein of 328 amino acids.